AUGGCAAAGACUCAAGGAAAGGUCAUCACUUGCAAAGCUGCUGUUGCAUGGGGUCCAAAAGAGCCGCUUGUUAUACAAGAUAUAUGCGUUGAUCCUCCUCAAAAGAUGGAAGUCCGAGUUAAAAUCCUUUACUCCUCCAUUUGCCACACCGAUCUUGGAGCAUGGACUGGCGUGAACGAAGCUGAGCGAGCAUUUCCAAGGAUUCUUGGCCACGAAGCUGUCGGGGUGGUGGAAAGUGUAGGAGAAGGAGUUAAAGAUGUUAAAGAAGGAGACUAUGUGAUUCCAGUUUUUAAUGGAGAAUGUGGUGAAUGUAGAGUGUGUAAAAAAGAAGAGAGUAAUCUUUGUGAAAAAUAUCAUGUGGAUCCUAUGAAGAGAGUGAUGGUAAGUGAUGGAGGGACGAGAUUCUCCACCACCACAAUCAAGGACGGUGAUUCAAGCCAGAGCCAACCAAUUUAUCACUUCCUUAACACUUCAACAUUCACCGAGUACACUGUUUUGGAUUCGGCUUGUGUUGUCAAGAUCGAUCCUAAAGCUCCUCUCAAGCAUAUGAGCCUCUUGAGUUGUGGCGUCUCCACUGGGGUAGGUGCAGCUUGGAACAUUGCAAACGUGAAGGAAGGAACAACGAUCGUUGUUUUGGAUUGGGUAGCUGAAGGUGCUAAAGCAAGAGGAGUUUCUAGGAUCAUUGGUGUUGAUGCUAAUCCUUCCAAAUUUGAUAAAGGUAAACUGAUGGGAGUAACAGACUUCAUAAAUCCAAAAGACUUAACUAGACCAGCACAUGAGAUGAUUCGAGAGAUAACCGGAGGAGGUGUGGAUUAUAGUUUCGAAUGCACAGGGAACGUUGAUGUUCUUCGCGAAGCAUUUUUAUCUACCCAUGCUGGUUGGGGAUCAACAGUGCUAGUGGGAAUAUAUCUGACGCCAAGAACAUUACCUCUUCAUCCAAUGGAGCUUUUUGAUGGACGUACAAUCAUUGGUUCUGUUUUCGGCGGCUUUAAAGCUAAAUCCCAGCUUCCAGAUUUUGCCCAACAAUGCAUGAAAGGGGUUGUGAAAUUGGAGCCUUUUAUUACUAACGAGCUUCCAUUUGAAAAGAUAAAUGAUGCAUUUCAGCUUCUUCGUGAUGGAAAAUCUCUUCGAUGUCUUCUUCAAAUCUCCAAAUUUCUCAGUAAAUGA
Arabis nemorensis is the source of this 1167-nucleotide messenger RNA. The record is from the annotation of a GenBank genome assembly. Lineage: Eukaryota; Viridiplantae; Streptophyta; Magnoliopsida; Brassicales; Brassicaceae.